This is a messenger RNA of Hevea brasiliensis (rubber tree), 2026 nucleotides long. Its product is annotated as nudix hydrolase 8. NCBI's taxonomy places the organism in Eukaryota, Viridiplantae, Streptophyta, Magnoliopsida, Malpighiales, Euphorbiaceae. The record is from RefSeq and is a predicted model, not a curated record. The transcript is spliced from 9 exons. Bases 572 to 1678 code for a protein of 368 amino acids. Gene Ontology annotation, molecular function: NADH pyrophosphatase activity; ADP-ribose diphosphatase activity; NAD binding.
AACAAAAUUAUCAUAAAAGCUCCCCAAAUUACGUAGGUUUUAAUAAUUUAGAUUCCCUAAUUUCGAUAAUAAAAAAAUAAGGUGGUUUCCCUCGUGUUCUUCAUUUAGCAAAGAAUGAAAUGGAGAUCUUUUUAAAGCUGAUUUGUUCAUUUUGUGCUUUGUUGUUGUCAUUUUCAAGUUACACCCAACACCCAUUUCACGCCACAAGUUUUCCAAGAUUCCCACUAAUUUAAUCUUGGCUUUUAGCAUAAUACAUGGAGUUUAACCAUGUCUUAUAUUACUCAUCACCAAGUGAAGUUGUUAUAAUUUUUAGUCUUUAGAUACUUGUUUGCUUCUCCUCUGCAUUGCCAAGAUUUACACUUUGUCAUGCCAGCUCUAGAAUUUGACUCCAAACGACGAUGAAUUCCAUGACAUUUUCUUGUUGGAAUCAUUGAUUUUUUUAUUCCUGGAUAUACAACUUUAAGCUUGCCUCAACUGUGUGUAUAUAAACUAAGAAUUUGAUGGUGCUUGACUUGUGGGUUUGUGAAUACUGUUAAUUAAGGUAGUUGGGAUUUGAGUACUGCAGUCAUUAAUGGAGUUGAAAUUGCUUGAUUCUAAAUCGGUGUCCUUAUCCGAGAUAGCUCUCGUGGGAAGGACAUACUCGAGUCCAUUUUCGAGUUUAGGGCAUGUGGCAGGUGUUAGAUUCUCUCCAGAGCUCGGUUCUUGCAGAGGGAUAUUUCUGAAGGUGUCUAGUUCAAGUACUUCAAAUGGUACUUAUCUUUCAAAGAAGUCUAUUAAUUCAGCUGACCAAGAAAAUACUGUUCCUGAGAAUUUUUUGUAUCGGAUUAAUGGAGCAAAUGGUUCUAAUUCAAGUCUGUUUUCUGGGUGUAUGAAAGAGCUUGAUGCGUUUGACGAUGAGUAUGGUGGUGUAGUUGUUGAUUCAAAUUGUCUACCAAAGAAUUCAGAUGACUUUGCUGCUUCUCUUCAUUUUUCGCUUGCUCAUUGGAAAAUAAGGGGAAAGAAGGGAAUUUGGCUUAAGUUGCCAGUGGAGCGAUCAGAGCUUGUUCCCAUUGCUGUAAAGGAAGGUUUCCAGUAUCACCAUGCAGAGCCAGCAUAUUUGAUGUUGACUUACUGGCUUCCUGAAGAACCUUGUAUGCUUCCUGCUAAUGCUACACAUCAAGUAGGGGUGGGGGGAUUUGUCAUCAAUGACAACAAUGAGGUUCUUGUAGUACAAGAGAAAUUCUGUGCUCCAUCCUUUUUGGGUCUUUGGAAAAUUCCAACUGGUUUCAUUCAUGAGUCAGAGGAGAUUUACACAGGAGCUGUGAGAGAAGUCAAGGAGGAAACUGGUAUUGAUACUGAGUUCAUUGAAGUUGUGGCAUUCAGGCAUGCUCACAAUUUGGCUUUUGACAAGUCAGAUUUGUUCUUUGUUUGCAUGUUGAAACCCUUAUCAACUCAGUUCAUUGUUGACGAUCUUGAAAUUCAAGCAGCCAAGUGGAUGCCCUUACUUGAGUUUGUGGAGCAGCCAUUGAUUCAAGGAGACAGCAUGUUCAAGAAAAUAAUAGAUAUUUGUAUUGCACGGUUGGGCAAACGUUAUUGUGGGUUAUCUGCUCAUCAUUUGGUCUCCAAAUUUGAUGGCAGGCUAUCCUGCCUAUACUAUAAUGUUAUCGACUCUGCAAAUGACAACUGCAGAGGCACCUGAGGCAGUCCAAUAUAGUACUUCCCAUUGCUUACCAAGUUACCAUCCCUUGCCUGUUGUCUUGUGGAAAUGCAUCUCUUAUUUCCCCUUGGUGUGUUCAUGGAUAGCAACAAAAGUGCAAACGCAUGGAAUUAAAAAUUAAAGGGUAAAUAUUGCAAACUUUCGGAACUACAGCUUAUAUGUAACAUAUAUUUAUGUUUCUUGCUUUCUUUAUCUCUGGCUGGAGAGAAGUAACAUGUAAUUUAAAAUCUCUGAAUGCAAAAUAUUCUUAAUUUUAGUUUUAUUGUACACGUGUAACAUUCACAAUUUCUUCUAUCUCUAAUAGAUAUACAAUGUAUAUUCCUUCUGCAA